This is a messenger RNA of Cadophora gregata, 597 nucleotides long. RefSeq lists its product as uncharacterized. The transcript has a single exon. The coding region runs from base 178 to 516 and encodes 112 amino acids. The record is from RefSeq and is a predicted model, not a curated record. Lineage: Eukaryota; Fungi; Ascomycota; Leotiomycetes; Helotiales; Ploettnerulaceae.
CACACAACAUAUUUUCUUCUUUCACCACAAAGGAUUGUUAUCUCACUAUAUAUUCUCUCAGAUCAUCUCGAUUAAUGCAGUCUCGUCAACUUGCCAUUCUCUCUGGGAAGCCAAACCAGGCUAUCUAGAUAGCCACAUUCCACACCUUCAACUAUUACACUGCGCACACCAGACACCAUGUCAAAGCCCAGUCGGUUACAGAAAGCCCACUUGGAGGAGGACCUAGCAGAAAUCGAACUUGGAGAGUACCGGGAUCCAGCUCCCGUCUACCCCAAUGCUCGUCCUGUUGCCACAGAUGACCGGCUCGCCCCAGCUCCUGUACAUGUAACCUUUGAGCCUGUUGGAGGAAUUUGCCCUGCUCACCCAGCAGCUCAAGCUCUCCGGCCUGUCCGGAGAUCCACCCCUCACCCAAAUCACGCUCGACCGAUGAGCUGGCGGGCGAGGUUCUACAUACGUUUGCGAAGAGUAUUCUGUCCAUAUCCAAAGAAUACCAUCAGCGAUGUGAUCUUCCAAUGAUUGGUCUUCACUCUUUUUUUUCGGUCUGGUUGUUGUCAUUACUCUCCUCGUAAUGAAAAAAAUCGAUUCAGUGGAUCCGAC